Molecule: messenger RNA, 681 nt
Organism: Aureobasidium uvarum
Lineage: Eukaryota; Fungi; Ascomycota; Dothideomycetes; Dothideales; Saccotheciaceae
Source: the annotation of a GenBank genome assembly
AUGGCAGAUCAAAUCACUGAUCCUCAGGACGGCAACUCGCCCUCUGCCCACGACGACAGCAUUGCGCCCGAACAGAGAGGCAUCAAGAGACAGCGCACCUCCAACGCCGCGCCCGCCGACGACGAUGACGACGACGACGACAAGCCUGGCCGCGAGAGAAGAAAGAUCGAAAUCAAAUUCAUCCAGGACAAGUCGCGUCGUCACAUCACCUUCUCCAAGAGAAAGGCCGGCAUCAUGAAGAAGCCCAACUCGGCCUUUACUGACACGCUGCACCCAGNNGCGUACGAAUUGUCCGUCCUCACUGGCACACAAGUCCUUCUGCUCGUCGUGUCCGAGACUGGUCUCGUCUACACCUUCACCACCCCCAAGCUCCAGCCGCUGGUGACCAAGGCCGAGGGCAAGAACUUGAUCCAGGCAUGUCUCAAUGCACCCGAACCUGCCGACUCGAACGGCGUCGACGGCGAAUCGACUGUCGAGUCCCCCGAGGACACACACGCCAAUGUCCCUGCUCCAGCCGCCGGCAUGCAACCUCGCGCUGCUGGCAUGCCCNCCAACCAAUACGCCAUGACUCCCGACCAGCAGCAGGCCCUGCACUACCAAGCAUAUCUUCAACAACAGCAGACCGGCGCCUAUCCCAUGUCUGGUGCACCUAUCCCUGGUCGUCACCCCGGACACCAAUAG